Eleginops maclovinus (Patagonian blennie) is the source of this 3895-nucleotide messenger RNA. It is a transcript of the gene kcnn1b, whose product is annotated as potassium intermediate/small conductance calcium-activated channel, subfamily N, member 1b. The coding region runs from base 197 to 2935 and encodes 912 amino acids. Gene Ontology annotation, molecular function: calmodulin binding; small conductance calcium-activated potassium channel activity. Gene Ontology annotation, cellular component: neuron projection; neuronal cell body; plasma membrane. NCBI's taxonomy places the organism in Eukaryota, Metazoa, Chordata, Actinopteri, Perciformes, Eleginopidae. The record is from RefSeq and is a predicted model, not a curated record. The transcript has 10 exons. Gene Ontology annotation, biological process: potassium ion transmembrane transport.
AUCAUUACUUUCAAAGGAAAGCGUCUCCAAAGCUCCUUUAUCAAGUGUUCGUACUGGGAGGAGGCAAGCCGCUGUCCAGCACUCACUCAGGCUGCUCUUCUUCUCAACGCUGUUGUCUAAACCGGGAACAUCUCCAAUUUGCUUUUUCAAAACUUGAGAAAUAGAACUUUGGAAAAAGAAGCUCUUCAGUGAUGCCAUGAGGUUGAUUUUGGUCAAACCCACCAACGCAACCCGACGUCUGGACUCAACAGCGGAAGUGUUCCAUGAUGGGGACCACGAGCAUUGUACCUCAGGAGGUCCAGCUCCACUGACAAAAACUCCUGAUGGGGUGCGUGAUCGAUACUCAGGUACCUCUGUUGAAGCAUCCUCUUCACUGCAUGAGACGAGUCACGAAAGAUCUAACGGGAUCAGUCCAACGAGAGAUUCAGCACGAAACCUAACCUUAUCACAGCUGAGCGAUCAGGACUGGCUGCUGCUUUGUGGCCAGGUUAGCAGCGUAGGAGAUGAUUCACCCUUAGUGGGGAGAGCAGGGACCAGUGUGCAUCAUCCAAACUAUGACAGGUGUGGUUGUUCCUGUACGGAUUCUAGCCAACAUCUAGAGGCUUCUAGUUUUAAUCCGCAUUCAAAACAGGGCACGGUCCAGGAUGAUAGUCUCAUGAGAGUUUCAAACAAGAGAAGCCUUUCAUCUUCCCCACACACCCUGCCUUUCUCUCACCCUAGCACCCAAGCUUCAACCACUUGCCAGGUCUUACCACAGCAAACAAACCAAAGGGAUCUUUUAAAACCUGACACAAACCAUACACAGGAUAACUUCCUCCCCCUCCAGUACAGAGACCAAGAAGGUCCAAAGGAGCAGUUUCAGCAACAGUCUUGCAAUAAUUUUAGACUUAGAGACAGCAACCAAGCAACUUUAUUCAACAUUCCUUUGAACUCCAUUGAAUGUGCUGAGAGAAUUCAGAAGCCUGCUGUCACUGCAGAUCUCAACUGGAGAGAGCUUUUUGGCAAAGAGCCGCUUUUUGUUCAGCAACGUCAAAAGUGCGACUCUCGCUGCUCAAUGAGUGCUGAUCAGACCAGCAAGAAACCUGGAGAACCCUCCAUCGUCCGCAAGUGCCGUCAUCUCCCCUACGAACCUUUAACGAGCACCGUGCAGAGGUCGUCUACUCCAGCUAGUAACAAAAGUGUGCAGUCCUUCACCACCAGCAAGUACAGCUCACUUGAGAACCAGGAUGUAGUGGCAGAAAGAGCCAGACAGCGACAAAGUCAGGUACUCAAAUGUGGAUCGAGGUUCUCCCUCCCUAAACACACCCCUCCACCAACUAAUGAAAUCGGGAUCAACGGGAAUGCAGUGCGACCACUAAGCAGCCAUGGCACUUUAAGAUCCAGCUUUUCAGAUCUUCACUCAGGCCAACAGCCUGUCCAGCUUCUUCACAGUGCCAUCCUGGAGGAUGCCUUUUCCAAAGUCAUCAGAGAAGAUUCCAGUAAGGCCAACAGUGAGAACCUGAAUAGGGAGGAAGGCAGCGUACCACAGAAGAAGACCAAGGACAUUAGCUACAGGCUGGGUCAGAGAAAAGCUCUCUUUGGGAAGCGCAAACAGCUGAGCGACUAUGCUUUGGUCUGUGGGAUGUUUGGCAUUAUUGUCAUGGUUAUCGAAACAGAGCUGUCCAGGGAAUUUUACACCAAGGAAUCCAUAUGUUCAUAUGUCCUGAAAGGGCUGAUCAGCCUCUCUACUGCUUUUCUUCUUGGACUCAUUGUGAUGUACCAUGCAAGGGAAAUUCAGCUCUUCAUGGUGGACAACGGAGCAGACGAUUGGAGGAUAGCAAUGACCUUUGAGCGGAUUCUCUUUGUUACGUUCGAGCUCCUUAUCUGUGCCAUCCAUCCGAUCCCAGGUCAGUAUGUGUUCACCUGGACCGCUCGUCUGGCAUUCAGCUACACAGCAUCAGUGGCGGAUGCUGACAUUGACAUCAUCCUCUCUGUGCCGAUGUUCCUGCGGCUCUACCUCAUCGGGCGGGUCAUGCUGCUCCACAGCAAGCUCUUCACGGACGCCUCUUCCCGCAGCAUCGGGGCGCUCAACAAGAUCAGCUUUGACACACGUUUUGUCAUGAAGACACUGAUGACCAUCUGCCCCGGCACAGUCCUGCUGGUUUUCAGUGUGUCCUGUUGGAUCAUUGCAGCGUGGACCGUGCGUGUGUGUGAGAGGUAUCAUGAUGCUCAAGAGGUGACCAGUACAUUUCUCGGAGCAAUGUGGCUGGUCUCCAUCACCUUCCUGUCCAUUGGUUAUGGCGACAUGGUCCCUCACACCUACUGCGGGAAGGGAGUUUGCCUGCUGACAGGAAUCAUGGGAGCGGGCUGUACGGCUUUAGUGGUCGCCGUUGUUGCAAGGAAGUCAGAACUCACCAGAGCUGAAAAGCAUGUCCAUAACUUCAUGAUGGAUACUCAGCUGUACAAAAAGGUAAAAAACACAGCAGCCAAUGUGUUGAGGGAGACUUGGCUCAUUUACAAAAACACCAAACUGGUCAAGAAGAUUGACCGUGCCAGAGUACGUCACCAUCAGCGUAAAUUCCUGCAAGCCAUCCACCAACUGCGAAGAGUCAAAAUGGAGCAAAGGAAACUAACUGAUCAGGCCAAUACAGUUGGCGACCUUGCCAAGACCCAAAACAUGAUGUACGAUCUGGUGUUGGAGCUUCAACAUCGAAGUGAGGAGCUGGACAGGAGGAUUGUAGCUCUGGAAGAGAAACUGGACUCCAUCCUUCUCAGUGUGCAGUCACUGCCCGUUGUGCUUUCUCAAGCAAUAACAAAGCUACAAAAGGAUUUCCUGGACGACUUGGCCUGUCGCGUCCACUUCCUGUCAUCCUCCCUGAGCUCCGAGUGCUGUUCCGUCCCUGCCAGGCAGCUUUGUCCAGGACCCACCACACCAGAGACACCAUACAGCUCAUAGGCCUCACUCAGUGGCUUUCCGUGUAGUCUGGAAACUUUGUUCAUGCUGGGAAGGAUUUUCUCAACAUGCACACUCUUCUUUUGAGCAGCACUCUGCUACACAUUUGUACAGUUACAAAAAUGAACCCCUGGGAGUUAUAACUCUUACUGGGCAGCCCAAAUGACAAGGGAAGUGCUUCAGUAAGGGGAGUCUCUGGGAAGGCAAGAUCAUGUUUCCUUAAUUUCCUCUGCUCAGAGUUUCAUAGUUAGUCCAGAAACUGGAGUUUCAGUUACAAAUAGACAAACAUCAGUAGAGUCUCUUUUCAUUUCCCUCGAGAGAUCUAUAUAGGAAGAUGAUUUGUAAGGUACCUACAGACUAAGUGAGUUAGUUCCUAAGUAAUUAAGAAAUUAGGAGGACAUUUCCCCCUUGUUUCCGAGCUUACAGACCUCAAAUGGAUAGGAUUUUUUUUUCUUGCGUACUAAUCAAUUCUUUUGCGAUAUUUCUUUCUGAAUGAAAUCUAGCCAUGGGGAAAUGGAAAUAGUUCUUAAAAUAUGGACAGUACUUUUGAAUAUGUGCUUUAAAUGAUAUCAUUGUACAUGAACAAGGUAACAUUAUUAAUUUUUUCUUUUGAAGUUGGACAAUGUUUUCCUGUGAUGGCCUACUGUAGCAUCAGUUUAGAGUUGUAGGUCUAAACAUCGAGAAACUGCAAUAGAAAUAAAAUGCAUUUAUAUUUAUUAAAUUGCAAACAUUAUAUAUAGCUCUGCGAUCUUGUUUCACUGGCCUUAGCCUAUACAACAUUAAUAGAACUUGAAGACCUACUUUGUAAAUAAUCUUUUGAUUUUCAUAGCAGCAACAUACAGUAGGCUACACUGACUGGCUAUUUUACCAUUUAAUUUCUGUUUUACGACAGUUGUAUUCAUCUGCCUGUAUUGUUUGUGUUUGUUGUAACAUUGUUCAUGCUGCUUUCUAGGCAGGGUCAUG